AUGUUUAAAGGCGGGUCGGAGCAAAGUAACAGCACCGAGGAAAAAUUACGAGGACCGAGUGCUAUCGGAACGGCUGCUGAAUGGCAAACACAAAAGGUGAGCGGAGUGAGAAACGACGCCGGCGAAGAAAAAGAUGCCGUGAGCUGGUCAUUAACGGACCAGAGGCAAUAUAUUGACACAGAUUCGCGUUCUCCUUACGAAAAUCGUAAAUAUCUGGAAUCAGAGGUUCCACGUGGACUGGAACCCGUCCGAAAUAUAGACGCCGAGAAACAGACGGUCAUUAGUUCGAGGGACCUGCACGAAUCUUUUGUCGAGCCGCUGGAAUGGCUCGACGAUUUCGACAAAGACAUAAGAGUGAGACUCGGCAGGAGCUUGAAAACCAUCCAGUCGAAAACUACCGCGUACGUCGAAUCAGCUACCAAGAACUAUGCUAAAUAUCUAGUCAAUGCUUCCAUUGAAACCGUUCGGCUUGCAAAUAGCGCGCCUCCGAGAUCCCACGAUUCCGAGCUUGCUCUCGUUACGGUUCCGCCUUUCCAGACACGAAAGUCCUUUCCAAAGGACGCGAGAGCGAAGAGGGAAGCGGCCUUUCCAUACGACGCGUUCUACGAUGACGCGGAUCAGCGUGUCGAUGAUUUCGGAAGAACGGACUAUAGUAACCGAUACUCGAGGAACGAAGAGGACAUGGACGAUGAUUAUCGGCUGUCAAACUCAAACUCGUACCAAGACGACGUAGACAGGAAGCCGUCCGACUCGGGCAAUCUCGAGGACUACGAUUAUUUAGAGAACGAUAAGGAUUACAAGGUUCUCAGAAACGCAAAUCCAAAGAGGAAGAAGCACGGAGGCAAGAAGAAGCAUCACGAGGAAACGCCGAGGAAGAAGAAGAGAAGAAAGGGUCGCGACAAGCCGAGCAAGAACCGGAGGAAACGAAGGCACCGCAAGAAACAUUCCGAUAAUUCGAAAACGAAAGAUCACGGUAAAAAGCAUAAGAAGAACGCGUCGAAGAAGGAAAAGAAUCGUCAUACGAAUGUAAAGAAGAGCAAAGUGACUCGAAACGAAGAGAAGGCCGAGGAGAAAAGAAAGGGACAUGGCGACAAAGUGGAAGGGGACGACACAACGAACCCGGACAGCGAUAUCCAGAGAAGAAGAAUCUCGUCGCUGCUGAUGGCCGAUGACAUGGAGGACGAGUCGCAAAUGGAUUCCGCUCUGCACGGCGAGCUUGCAGGGAAGAUCGUGGAGCAAAUUUUCGAUCAGGUACGGAACAACAAGGACCUGCGAGUGUCGUUGGGACCAGGACUCUACCAGAAGCACAAGACCAGGGAUACCGUGGAAGCUGAUAAAUCGUAUCGCCGGGUCGUGAACGACGAUGAAAUCAAGCACACGGAAGAGUUGUUGAAUAAAAUCAUGCUGCUGCUCAACCGACUGAUCUUCGACGAGGUACAGAGAAGGACCUGCAUCCCUCUGCCGCCAGACUUGGCCGGGUUCUUGGACUGGAUGUUGGACGCGAGUCCUGGGACGAGUUUGACGGAACAAGUAACUCGUGCUGGAUGAAAAUUAAACGCGAAACCUAUGCGCCGAAUUUCGUUUCAGCCGCCAACGUUACCGCUGGUACACGAAGCAGAGGGCCGAGAUUAUUUUCCAAGGGACAAGUUUCUCUUUCGAAGUUUCCCAAACGGAGAGAUAGAGAAGGAGAUCGACGAGUUGUACGCGAAGAUUGGACUAAUAAAAAAUCUGAUAAAGGAAUACAGUGGCCUGGCGGAGAAGGAUAAAGCGAAGAUCGAGUCUGUGGAGGAUUAUCUGGCAAAGCAACUGGAUUUGUUGCUCGAGUAUAUAGAAGCCAAAGAGGACGCCGAAAAGAGAGGCAAAUCGUCUCUGAUCGGAGGAGCACCUAGUGGGCAUAGCGAAAGCGUUCCUCGGUAUCGGAUAGGAACGAGUAACGCGAGUAACGCUAGCUACUCGCCUCAGCAGGAUACCUUCUCGACUCUGAUGAACGCUCCUAACCUUCUGAAACUGAGCGACGCGAACCUCUUCGCGGACGAGGAACUUCUUCGAGAGAACAGCGUCCACGGUCCGUACAGGGGACAGAGGAUAAUCAGGAGCUUGGACAAGCAUCCGAGGCGUAAUAAGAUGCGAGGAAGGAAUAAAAAGCGCAACAGGAAGCAUGGCAAGCAUCACAAAGGUGCAAGUACUAUUGAUCAGCCACGACACAGGGACACUGUGCAUAAAGCUGCGGCACUGCGUCAGAAACGUGAAUACCUGGACCCAGCCUUUUGGGAUUCUUCCGAUUCUGGAUACGAGAAGCCUUUAAUUUAUAACUCCGUGGAUAUGGCGAACGUGGGACUGAAUGGGAACGAUGACAACGCGCAGGUUGCAAAGAGAGAUUCGGAGGACGCGGAUGGCAAAAACGCUCGAUCCGGGGAAGAAGGGACCAGCGAUUUAAAAGAGUCUAGGAAGGUGGAUGAGAAAGAAUACGCCGAAACGGGGGUUGACAAAGAUUCGCUGGAAGACGAAGAGCCGAUAACGGGGAAGAAUCAGGUAGAAGACGAGAUACUGUUGCUGAACAAGCGACACGCGUGGCGAAAGGAGAACGAGGAGCAACUGGAGGAAGUGGCUUUCGGCGAGGACAUGAGAAAGGCGACAAAGGACAAAGAGUUGUUCGAGAAAUUAACCGAGAUCGACAAGAAAAAUAGCGAGCGGAAUGAAAGCCGAGAGGAAAAUUGCGGCGUUAAAGAUGGCGCGAGGAAUCGUGGAAACAAGAGCUGUAAUUUAUCAAACGAGGACAAGCUGAGACUGCUCGAACGGAAGAUAAACGUUUAUGCGGAUAACGAGUGA
Eufriesea mexicana is the source of this 2829-nucleotide messenger RNA. RefSeq lists its product as uncharacterized. The record is from RefSeq and is a predicted model, not a curated record. The transcript has 9 exons. NCBI's taxonomy places the organism in Eukaryota, Metazoa, Arthropoda, Insecta, Hymenoptera, Apidae.